Aspergillus japonicus CBS 114.51 is the source of this 1068-nucleotide messenger RNA. RefSeq lists its product as uncharacterized. Gene Ontology annotation, molecular function: oxidoreductase activity. The record is from RefSeq and is a predicted model, not a curated record. Lineage: Eukaryota; Fungi; Ascomycota; Eurotiomycetes; Eurotiales; Aspergillaceae. The coding region runs from base 1 to 1068 and encodes 355 amino acids. The transcript is spliced from 4 exons. Gene Ontology annotation, biological process: lipid metabolic process.
AUGACUGCAGAUCUACCGAGCUUGAAACACUUGAAGGAAGCGAUUCCUGACUCAUGUUUCGCUCCGUCCCUUUGGACCUCCCUGAGCUACCUUGCGCGCGAUAUCCUCUAUGCCGCAGCUCUGGUCUACGCUACAACUUACAUCCCGCUGCUGGAAAGUGGCUCCCUGCGGUUCUUGGCAUGGUGCAUCUACGGCCUUCUGCAGGGGUUCGUGGGCACCGGCCUAUGGAUCCUCGCCCACGAAUGCGGCCACGGCGCCUUUCUUAUCACGCAUGCGCGCCACCACCGGUACUCGGGGCACAUGGAGAAAGACACUGCGUUCGUUCCACCGACUAGAGCAGAUUAUGCGGCCAAGCGGCGCAGGUGGAUGGACGACCUGGACGAUCUCGUCGAAGACACCCCCCUCAGCACGCUGCUGAGAUUUGCAGCCCACCAGCUGCGGGCAUCGAUUCCCCGUUCGAAUACACAGACUGGCACUCCCCUGCCCCUCUCGCAUCUGUCCCCCAGCAGCCUGCUUUUCCAUCCCAAGCAACGACCAUCCGUGCUACUCUCCGACCUCGGUCUGGCCCUCACCAUCCUCGGUCUGGUGCACCUAGGCUCCAUUCUUGGCCCCUCGCAAGUGAUCCUCCUGUACAUUUUACCCUAUUUCUGGAUCCACCACUGGAUAGUGGCAAUAACCUACCUCCACCACACCCACCCGCAGAUCGCGCACUAUUCCCCCGAGACCUGGUCCUUCACGCGGGGCGCGCUGGGCACCGUCGAUCGCAGCUUCGGGUUCAUCGGGCGGCAUUUCUUCCAUCACAUCAUCGACCACCACGUCAUUCACCAUCUGUUCCCCGGCAUCCCGUUCUACCGGGCUGAGGAGGCGACCCGGGCGGUGAGGCCGCUGCUGGGGGCGGCGUAUAUCGAGUUGCGGGAGGAGGAUUUCUUGGUCACGCUUUGGCGGACGUUUCGGCGGUGUCGGUUUGUCAGUGAUGGGGAUGGUAGGGGGGAGCAAGCUGGUGUUUUUGAGUGGAAUGUGGUUGUGGAUGGGUGUGGGGAGGGGUUCGGGGAGGGGGUUCGUCGGUGA